UCGCCCCGCCGGGUCGCGGUGGCCUCGCAGUUAGAACAACGCGCUGCAGUGUAGGAACGUGUCACAGGCCCUCUCGCUUGCUCCUCACGCCAGGGAAGGGGCUGUUGUCCCAUUUUGCAUACAUGAAACUUUAAGGCUCAGAGUGGAGAGGGGAUUUCAUUUUAGUAUUUAAGUAUUUAAUAUCAAGAGAAAGUUUGCUGCAUUGCCUUCCCUCUUUCUAUAAGUUUUAUUCUUUCUUGCUUUUUCUUUUUUUCUUAGUAAUUUAAAAAUACAGAAAUUUUUUUUUAAAUUUCAGAAAAAUAGAUAUUACAACAAUUUGCCCAGAGACACCCGGCAAGGUCAUGGCGGUGGGUUCGGUCUUAGUCCACCUAAUCCAGCGCUCUUUCCACAGGGCCACUCUGCCUCACCUGUCAAAGGAGGGUGCUGAACUUGGAUAUUAGUUAAGGCAGUGACUGGAAAUUCUUUUUCUUUUCUUUCCUUUCUUUCUUUUGUUAAUCAGGCAGUCUCUUCUGCACCAUCCAGGUCAGAGCUAAGAAGUGUUCAGAAGCCAAGUCAUGGAUCAACCUACCCGUAAAGAAAAAUCCAAAGUUAAAGAACCUGUCAGCAGAGUUGAGAAGGCCAAGCAGAAAUCAGCCCAGCAGGAGCUGAAGCAAAGACAAAGAGCAGAGAUCUAUGCCCUCAACAGAGUCAUGACGGAGCUGGAGCAGCGGCAGUUCGAUGAGUUCUGUAAACAGAUGCAGCCUCCUGCAGAGUGAGCCACCCGUGCGCGAGCCGGAUGGGGCCCCGGGGGCCGGGUUUCUCAGCUGCGUCCCCGUUUCACUGAGAUGGUCCACUUGGAACCUUACAGAACUAGACAAGAAGCUGUUUGCGUUGUUCCUGGAUAAAUCUGAACUUCCCGUCCGUCCCUUCUGCUUCACUGGUACCUUCAGUCUGAAUUGGCCCAAUGCUUGCUGAAGAGACUUGUUUUGUUCUCCUAAGACAAUAGAUUCUCUUUUUUUUAACCUUUUUCUAUUGUUUGAGAAAAAUCAGUGUUUCUCGUGAAACUGUAGCUCUUCUCCAAAAAUAUAAAUAAAAUGCUAAUAAAAUGUU
Leptonychotes weddellii (Weddell seal) is the source of this 1089-nucleotide messenger RNA. The record is from RefSeq and is a predicted model, not a curated record. Lineage: Eukaryota; Metazoa; Chordata; Mammalia; Carnivora; Phocidae.